Molecule: messenger RNA, 1175 nt
Organism: Fomitopsis serialis
Lineage: Eukaryota; Fungi; Basidiomycota; Agaricomycetes; Polyporales; Fomitopsidaceae
Exons: 7
Source: RefSeq, a predicted model, not a curated record
CCCUCACCCGUGCGCCAGCAGUCUACUACCCCUACCGGUAAUGCCUUCGUAGAGGGUAACAGCGUCGACAGCGUCGACGCUCAUGAUGUCGAGUUUCUCCUCUCCGGCGUCGCGUCUCCCACAGCGCCCACACCCGCCCUACCUCGCUUCCGUAUGAUGACGGACCGCGAGCGGCGCAAUGCCAUGACCCGCCUCGCCCAAAUUCCUCCCCGCUCCUCGCCCUUCCUGCGCCCGCUCCGUCGGCAGCUGGGCAAUGACCGCGGAUCAAUCUUGUCAUGGGAGCAGCUCGCAAACAAACAAAACAUUACAGGAGAGGAGAUCCCCGCGCCGUUCCGAUCUGGCGCUGUCUCCCCAAGUCCGACCUUGAGUGCGAUGCCAUCGCCAGGUGGCUAUGGGUCGAUCUCGCAGGUUCUACUGCCCGAUGUCACGCCCUCGCCCGCAAUUCACAUCAAAACCGAUCUAUUCGACGUGUCUGGGGAGGCUUCCGCAGAAGACAACGCGGGUGUUACCCUCCUCCGUCUGCAGCUCGCUUCUGUCGAGACGAAGGCGCGCGACAGGCUCGCCGAGAUCGAGUCGCUCGAGAGCCAGCUGCAGACUACGAAGGCGGCGCGCCUCCGUGAUACGGAGGAGCUCGCCAAGCAAGUAUCAGAGCUGGAGGCGCGAGUGCACGGAAAUUUGUACGUCGAUGCUGAGCGCAUGGAGUACAUCACGUCGCUCGAAAGCCAGAUCCAUCAGGCCCAGGCCGUCCGGGAGCAGGCCAUCCAGGAGGCCCUCCAGCAGAUGCAGGAGCGCGUGCAAGUAUCUCACUUCGCUGCGCUCAGCGUGCAGCAGCAGAAGAUGACUGCCGCGUGGAGCUCAGUCCGGGACGUCGCUGAGGGGGAACUCGAGCUCAUUCGCUCGAAUCGGAUACACUUGCCCCACCAGCAGCUUGCUUAUGCAAGCGCUUGAAAUCUUGGGAACACUUCACACCUUCGUUAGUGUUUUGCUCACACGUUCGUUGUAUUCCCAUAUCUGUAUUUGUAGCGAUGCGGACAAUUUGCCACAUCUUCCCGCCAUGAUCUUUCUACGCUCACGGAACCUGGAGCCAUACAUAUCCUCAUGACAUUACGGGCAUAUAUCGAGAGAGAUGUACAUAUCAUAACUUAAAAGCCAAGAAAGAGGUAUACGAUUAUUCA